Molecule: messenger RNA, 2514 nt
Organism: Didymella exigua CBS 183.55
Lineage: Eukaryota; Fungi; Ascomycota; Dothideomycetes; Pleosporales; Didymellaceae
Product: HET-domain-containing protein
Exons: 2
Molecular function (GO): protein binding; ADP binding
Source: RefSeq, a predicted model, not a curated record
ACGUGGAGCCUCGCUUACCGUACCGUACCGUAGCUCCCCGCAUUGCAGACCCCGGUUGCGCUGCGAGAGCUAGCCUGCACUUUACCGCUGAACGCUGCACGUGGAGCUGGACAACUAAACUUGCUGACUACACAGCUCCGCCUCCAGCGAGUGUCAGCUUACAGCCUGAUCGAUGCAGGACGCAUCGAGGCCAGGCGUUCGCGCUGCGCAAGAACCAUCAGUUUUGCUCUGCGUCUUGACCCUCUUUGAUUUUACGUUCACAUCGCGAUCCAUCAACUCUGACCCACGUUCACCGCUCGGGAAGACCACAUUGGCCCUACGAUGCGUCUUCUGGAGCGCUUGCCGGACGGCGCAUUCGAACUAGUGUCUUUUAGCAGCGAAAACCCCCCUCCAUACGCCAUCCUAUCGCACACCUGGGAAGACGGCGAGGAAGUUACGUACAACGAGCUGGUAGCCGGCACAGGCGAGGACAAGACUGGCUACGCCAAGAUCUGCUUCUGCAGCGAGCGAGCUGCCGCAGAUGGCCUUCAAUACUGCUGGGUCGAUACCUGCUGCAUCGACAAGUCUACUAGCGAUGAGCUCAGCACAGCGAUCAACUCCAUGUUCCGCUGGUACCAGCGUGCAUCCAAGUGCUACGUAUACCUGUCGGAUGUGUCCGUGCCGGAAGAGAUCAGCGAUGCUGAAGCCUUUCCGAUAGCUUGGCAGGAAGCCUUUCGACGCAGUCGAUGGUUCACGCGAGGCUGGACGUUGCAGGAGCUUUUGGCGCCAUCCAGCGUUGAUUUUUUCUGCAAGAAGGGCAAGCGGCUAGGCAGCAGGGUGUCGCUGGAGCGAGAAAUCCAUAACAUUACCCAGAUCCCGAUCGCGGCUCUGAGAGCGCAACCCCUCAGCAGGUUCAGUGUUAAGGAUCGAAUGGGUUGGGCGGCUAGACGCACAACAACUUUGAACGAAGACAAAGUGUACUGUCUACUAGGAAUCUUUGGCGUGUUCCUGUCACCCAUAUACGGGGAAGGCGAAGCAUACGCCACGCUGCGGCUAAAGGAGGAGAUACAGAAGCGGCAAGGAGGCCGCAGUACUGACAGCUCGCGCAACCUGUCUGUACUCUUGUCACUACCUUUUCCCCGAAACGAACUCUUUGUUGGACGAAGAGACGAACUCCGAUCUCUCGAACAGUAUCUCCUCGUCCCUAACACGCAUCAACGGAGGACAAUAUACGGGCUGGGAGGGUGUGGCAAGUCAGCACUUGCCAUUGAGUUUGCAUAUCGUGCACUGGAAACGCACGCUAGACUGGUGUUCUGGGUGCCUGCAAUCAGUCAAGAGAGCUUCGAGCUUGCAUACCGGGACAUCGGGAUCCGCCUUCGCAUCCCAGGCAUUGUUGAUAAGAAUGCGGAUGUGAAGAAACUUGUUCAGGAGACGCUAAGCUCAGCGGGUGCAGACGAUUGGCUAAUGAUUGUUGACAACGCUGAUGACCGUGAGGUACUACUUAGCAAGACGAACAGUGACUCGAAGCCGACUCGACUCAGCGACUACCUCCCGCGCAGCGAUCGAGGCGCGAUACUUUUCACGACUCGGAGCAGGAAGGUGGCUGGGGCUUUGACGCCAACUAGCUUCUUGAGGCUGGAUGACAUGAGCAAGGACGAAGCCAGGCAGCUGCUGAUACAACAAGCAAAAGAGCAGACUUCGUGUGGUGAUGAGACGGCUAUUGACGAAUUGCUGGAGACGCUUACAUUCCUACCGCUUGCUAUUGUGCAGGCUGCCGCUUUCAUGAGCACCAACGACGUGACCGCAUCUGGCUACCUAGCCUUGUUCCGAGACACUGAUGCGCAAGCGGAACUCUUCAACGAAGGCUUUGCAGACCCCAGCAGAUACGAUGAGUUGGACAGCACGAUCGCGAAGACUUGGCAUAUCUCCUUCGAUCAGAUACGCAAGCAAGACCCCCUUGCUGCAGAAUACCUCUCGUUCAUGUCAUGCAUCGACCGCGUCAAUAUCCCUCAGUCGCUACUGCCUCCCGGGGCAUCCACGGUACAGCAGACGAAAGCGCUGGGAACACUGACUGGCUACGCGUUCAUUACAGAGCGCUUACGAACGGCACAAGAGUCAGACAUCGUCAGGUUCUUUGACAUGCACCGACUAGUGCACAUGGCUUCUACUCGCUGGUUAGACGCACACCGUGAGCGUGCAGUGUGGGUGGAUGCAGCGGUAGCGCGGCUCGAGGAGCUAGUGCCGUACGGCGGGCACGAGUUCAAGGAGGCGUGGACAACAUAUCUGCCACACGCAAUUCACGUGGCUGCAAUACACGGCAUAGUAGACGAAGCGGCUAGCGCUGGGCUUUUAGAUCGCGUAGGGCGAUGUCAAGUAAGCCUUGGACAGUAUUUGGCAGCAGAGACAACACACCAGCGAGCGUUAUCGGUCAGGGCUAAAGUGCUUGGGCUUGAGCACCAACACACGCUGACGAGCAUGAACGAGGUCGCGGAAGCACUUGACAAUCAGGGAAAGUACGCAGAGGCAGAGAAGAUA